This is a messenger RNA of Mesitornis unicolor (brown roatelo), 798 nucleotides long. It is a transcript of the gene GLIPR1, whose product is annotated as GLI pathogenesis-related 1. Gene Ontology annotation, cellular component: extracellular region. NCBI's taxonomy places the organism in Eukaryota, Metazoa, Chordata, Aves, Mesitornithiformes, Mesitornithidae. The transcript is spliced from 6 exons. The coding region runs from base 1 to 798 and encodes 265 amino acids. The record is from RefSeq and is a predicted model, not a curated record.
AUGACACGCAGAUUUUCUGCCUGUGUGCUGGCUUUACUGCACUUCUGUCGUUCCUCUGACUCGUAUGAACAACCAGCAUUGCCUGAUGUUGGAGAUCCAAGGUUUAUUGAGGAAUGUGUGCAAGCCCAUAACAGAUUCCGGUCUGGAGUGAAUCCACCAGCCAGCAACAUGCUUUACAUGACUUGGGAUCCAGAUUUGGCAAAGACCGCGAAAGCUUGGGCAAAGAAAUGCCUGUUUAAACAUAAUACGUACCUCAAAGAGCCAGGGCAAGCUCACCCCAAAUUCACCCCUGUUGGAGAAAACCUCUGGACAGGCUCACUUUCGAUGUUCACUGUGCAAAGAGCCAUCACCUCUUGGUACGACGAGGUCAGCGCCUAUGAUUAUUCCACCAAUAACUGCAGAAGUGUAUGCGGCCACUAUACGCAGAUUGUUUGGGCUACAAGCUACAAGGUUGGCUGUGCUGUCUAUUUCUGUCCCACCGUGGCGUACUCCUACAUAACCAACGCAGCACACUUCAUCUGCAACUAUGGGCCAGCUGGGAAUUACCCAGGGCCCCCGUACAAGAUGGGAGCAGCAUGCAGUGACUGUGACGGCGAGCAGUGUGCCAGCCAGCUCUGUCAAAAUGCAGAGCGUGACAAAGUCAUUAAUGAUUCCAGGUGGCAUCCAGACUGGGACAGACCUGCAUGUGACGAGUACUGCACCACCAUCAUUACUUUAAGGCCACUGUUCCUUGCACUGACAGUUCUGGCCGCCUGGCUCCUACCAAAAUACUGGUCCAUAGGACCGGCCAGUGCGUGA